Molecule: messenger RNA, 2248 nt
Organism: Drosophila yakuba
Lineage: Eukaryota; Metazoa; Arthropoda; Insecta; Diptera; Drosophilidae
Exons: 3
Coding region: 103-1464 (453 amino acids)
Source: RefSeq, a predicted model, not a curated record
UCACUAAGCUCCAGUAUAUACAGAAAUCAAAUACGAUUUUUGCAAGCCUGGGCAUUCGAAUCAGAAUCCAGCCAAAGGGAAUCCAGUGUGUAAACAAAAACAAUGAAACUGGAGGAGUUGCUGACCAAGGGAUCCUCCUCGCCGCCGGAGGACGACGACGAGGACGAGAAGGUGGAUCUGAAGCCGCAAAAGUCGAGCAGCGCCACCGCGGACGAGGGGGCGGAGAACGCGGAGGAUGCGGCCGAGGAUGCUGGCGAGAAGGAAGGCGCGGGUGGCAAGAAGAAGGGCACGCGCAAGAAACGCUCCCUCAACUGGGAGGAGGCGGAGAGGGGGCUGCUCCUUGAGGUCAUCAAGUCCAAGGUGGCCUUCGUGGAGAACCGCAGCGUGGACGCCAAGAGCAUAAAGGCCAAGCGUCUGGCCUGGUCGCAGAUCACCAAGCAGUUCAACGCCCUUAACUUCCGCCAUCGCCUGCUGGAGCAGAUCCAGGUGCAGUGGCGCAGCAUGAAAAACUCUGCCAAGCGGGAGCACCAGCAGAAGCACCCGAAAACAGAGGCCCUGGAAGGCAUGCGGAUGAUUGAGUUCCUGGAGGAGAUGCAGAAGGAUCCGGUCACCUCGCGCAGCCAGACACGCAGCGCUAACACAAACGGCGCCCUAAAGAAGGAGCUGCUGGACAUCGACGAGGACGAAGACAUGCCGCUGGCCGCUCUGCCCAACUCCACGAACGCCAGCGAGGACACGCUGCAGACCUCCACAAUAGCCAUCCCCUCGCCGCCGCCCUCCACCGCUGGCGGAGAUGGGGACUCCCAGCAGGAGGGAAAUCCCGCCCAGCUGCCAGCCCAGCGACGCAAGCGGACCAAGGCCAAGCAGUCGCCCUCGGGCGCCAAGACAGAAGCGUCCGCCGAAACGGGGGAGGAGAACGAAAAGGGCGUAGGCCCGCCACGAAAGCGGCGACAAAGGAAUCUCUCACAGGCCCAGUCGCUGCUGUCCGACGAGAACGAAGCCUCCACCAACGUAGCUGCGAGCGCCACCCCAGUAGCGGACACAAAUAGCCAGCCACUAGAUCUGGUCACCGCCACGGAGAUGGAGCAGAAGUACAAGCAGGACCUGUUCAAGCUGCUCAAGCAGGCGCGCCUGGCCGAGAUCGACUACGCCCGGCGGGAGCACGAGCAGAAGCUGCGCUUCGAGCAGAUGGAACAGGAGGUCAAGAUGGCCUACUACCGGCAGGAGCAGGACCUCAAGCUGCGGCACAUGCGCGAGGAGCACGACAUCCGGCUGCGGCAGCAACGGCGGGAGCACGAGGCGCGCUUGGGGAUCUACUCGCUGAAGAGCGGCGGCCUGAACGGAAGCAUACAGGAUCAAAGUUCAGCAAAGUGCAAUGCCAAAGCGGACUACAACAAUGUCCACGAGGUCGGGCCAUCGACCAGUGCGGAGGGGGCGCUGGCGCUCAAUGCCGCCUGCAACUAGGGGCGUGGCUGUUGGCUACGCAUAUAUGUAUGCGGAUAGAAUACGAGGAGAGCCAGCAAUUAGGGUGUAAGGCAUUUAGAGGAAACAUCAACAGUACUUUAAAAUUUAGCUUGAAAUAUGUUUAGCGAAAUGUAGCUCUUCCGGUCAGCCAGAAUAGCCGGAAAGGCCAGAAUAGCCGUAUGCGGAAACACCGGACGCGCAUACUCAUACGCGAAUGAAUACUCAUCGACACACUCAAGUUGCCACUCGGACGAAUGGACUGGACUGUUGUUUAUUGUGCGACUCGCACCAGACGAACUCACAGGCAUUGCAUUUUCAAGAAAUUAGUAUUAUAUAAUUGUAUCCGUAUCUGUUAAGUACUCCGGGCGCAGAGAUCAAUUCAAAACGCAAAUCGCGGUUGUGUCCUCGAAAACAAACUCGAAAAUACUCAUGCACAGACUCCGAAUAAGUUCCCUUUUGCCGAACGCAUCUACUCAUCAGUCAGUAUUCUCUAUGGCCACUGUAUUAUUUUGAUACAUUCAUUUUUUUAGCCUUAAGUUUUUUGUACACAACUACUAUUUAUACAUGGGGUGCAUGCGGUGCCAGCAUCCGUAGUUGUAGAUCAAUGUAUGUUGUUCAUACAUUACGAGAAUCUUUUAUAAUUCGUGUAAUCAUAAGUUACUGUACGUCGUGUUGUAUAGCGCUGUAAUAUCCUGUCACUUGCUUCAGCUUAAUUAAAACCGUAUAUCGGGCGAGAGAUAACUAGAUAAUGAAAUACAAAUACUAUACAUAGUGUAUAAACCGA